Molecule: messenger RNA, 270 nt
Organism: Strongylus vulgaris
Lineage: Eukaryota; Metazoa; Nematoda; Chromadorea; Rhabditida; Strongylidae
Source: the annotation of a GenBank genome assembly
AUGUUUGUCUUUUUCGCUACAGGUUUUCGUGCAACCCCUUCUUGUCUCCCCAAUUAUAUUCCGUUCAUUUUUGAUAUCCAUGUUUUGCUUAACGUUCUAUUCCAGGUCGAUGAGGAAGGGACUACCGCAGCGGCUGCCACACAUUUUCAAGUUCGCACGAAGGCACGUCCAAGUAUGAUACUGGAGCCUAAGCUGUUUAUAGCAGACCAUCCGUUCAUAUUCAUCCUUACAAAAGACCACAAUCCUCUGUUUAUCGGUCAAUUUGCAUAA